Messenger RNA from Rhagoletis pomonella (apple maggot), 1423 nucleotides. Its product is annotated as four and a half LIM domains protein 2-like. Lineage: Eukaryota; Metazoa; Arthropoda; Insecta; Diptera; Tephritidae. Gene Ontology annotation, cellular component: nucleus; Z disc. Gene Ontology annotation, molecular function: transcription coregulator activity. The coding region runs from base 309 to 1322 and encodes 337 amino acids. The transcript is spliced from 6 exons. The record is from RefSeq and is a predicted model, not a curated record.
UUUUUAGUUGAAUCGUGCAGUUGAAGUUCAGUCGGUCAAUCGGCGUGUACGGAAAUAUACUUUCGGACAUUUGUUGGAAUUUGCUAGACGGUGAAACGGUUUUGAAAUAACUGCAUACAAACAUAUGUACAUAGAUACUCGUAAAUAGAUUUAUAUCUGCGUGCUACAUACACUGCCACACACGUAAUUCGUAAUCGACGGUAUAAGCGCGUAAAUCGGACGGUUUAUUUAUUUUCGGUUGAUUUAUUGCUACUUUUUAGAGUUUGGAAAAUUAGAUAGAAAGUGAAGGAAAGCCUUUAGUAAAAAAAAUGGCCGACGUUGAAAUUAUGCAAACCGUUUCGGAAACGAAGAAAACGAAGAAAGUUAAGAAAACAACAAAACGACGCGAAUCUGAAGUUCAAAUAACCGAAGUCGAGCAUACCGAUCAAAAUGAGGAGAAGGGUGGCGAAUAUACGAAGGCCAUGGAUAAGGAUUGGCAUUCGGGCCAUUUUUGCUGUUGGCAAUGCGAUGAAAGUCUAACUGGACAGCGUUACGUCAUUCGUGACGAUCAUCCGUAUUGCAUUAAAUGUUACGAAAAUGUAUUCGCCAAUACGUGCGAGGAAUGCAACAAGAUCAUCGGAAUCGAUUCGAAGGAUCUUUCCUACAAAGACAAGCAUUGGCACGAAGCCUGCUUCCUAUGUUUCAAGUGCCAUUUGUCGUUGGUGGAUAAGCAAUUCGGCGCCAAAGCCGAUAAAAUCUAUUGCGGCACUUGUUAUGAUGCACAAUUUGCAUCGCGCUGUGAUGGCUGUGGUGAGGUGUUCCGAGCAGGCACCAAAAAAAUGGAAUACAAGACACGUCAAUGGCAUGAGAACUGCUUCUGUUGUUGUGUCUGCAAAAUGGCCAUUGGCACUAAGUCGUUCAUCCCUAGAGAGCAGGAGAUCUAUUGUGCUGGCUGUUAUGAAGAGAAAUUCGCUACUAGAUGCAUCAAGUGCAACAAGGUAAUCACCUCAGGUGGUGUCACCUACAAGAACGAGCCAUGGCAUCGCGAAUGCUUCACAUGCACCCACUGCAAUAUCACAUUGGCCGGACAACGCUUCACCAGUCGCGAUGAGAAGCCCUACUGUGCCGAUUGCUUUGGUGAAUUAUUUGCCAAACGUUGUACAGCAUGUGAGAAACCCAUUACAGGCAUUGGCGGCACCCGAUUCAUCUCGUUCGAAGAUCGCCAUUGGCAUCACGAUUGUUUCGUGUGUGCCAGCUGCAAGACCAGUCUAGUCGGACGCGGUUUCAUCACCGAUGGACCCGAUAUCAUUUGUCCCGAAUGCGCCAAGCAGCGACUUAUGUAAGAAUGAGGACGUCAGCUAUGUUGUAUGUGAACCUAAGUGAACAUGCAUAGCACGUGGCAUGAUGCUCUCUAUCAAGUUAUUAAAAAAAAACAAUGGAAAAU